Procambarus clarkii (red swamp crayfish) is the source of this 1996-nucleotide messenger RNA. The record is from RefSeq and is a predicted model, not a curated record. Lineage: Eukaryota; Metazoa; Arthropoda; Malacostraca; Decapoda; Cambaridae.
AUGGCGCCACCGUGUACGGCCUCCCGCGACAGCUGGACUACGACACACACUUGCAGGACCCCGUUCAAGAAGGCGCCGCCAUGUGGGACGGAACAGGCGCGAGGGAAGGUGGGAACAGCAUUUUCAGCAGCAACAGCGUGCCCAGCGAUAGCAUUAGCAGCAGCAGUACCAGCAUCAGGGACCUGGGAAGGCCCCCCCAAUCCUACAUACCUGGGAGAUAUACCCUUCUCUCCCCCGAGGAAAGUUUUUUACGAGAACUCCUCCUGCACUCCGCCGCCCCCAACACCCGACCAAUCACAGGCCAGAAGUUUGGUGACGUCACCAGCCUCGCCUUUCCCGAAGAACUGGAUCGGAUGGAGUUAAGGCUUCCAUCGCUCGACCUUGCCAGACUGAACGUGUGGGCACAGCAACAGCAGCAACACCAUCAGCUCUACAGCAAGCCAAAACGUGUGUCACCGCCAGAGCAGUUGCACCAGAAACAGCGAUCCUUGUCUGUGGUUGGACUCAAAGUAGCAGAGAAGAAAUGGUGGGGAGGAGGACAUCAUAGGCGAGGGGAGAUAGCCCGUAGAGCAUCUCAGAACAAGCAUCUUGACUGCCUCAAAUCCUGCAUCAAGCAAGGCACCCUCCACCCCAUACAGUGCCACACCCUCUGCUAAAUGUUAAGGAUGAAGCUGGCAUCAGUAGUGUUGUGGAAAAAGAGUGAAGGAACACCCAUUGCAAGUUCUGCUGUGUUCCUCUUGUUGGUCCUCGCCGUCAGCCACUGAUGGAAACCCAGAUUGUGUCGGCAUUGUCACAUUUACCCAAGAAAACAUCGUACAAGAACGAGAUGUAUUGUUAUCAAAUAACAAAUUUGAUCAGUAUCUGCAAGAGUAGUCAGAACCCUUCUAAAAUUAAAAACAUAGUACCACUUUCUGAAAAACAUUUGCUCAGCACAUUCCAAUAAAUUGGCUAUGAGUUACUUCAAGUGAGCAGAUGAAAGAAGAAAAAAUAAUCCCAGGCUGGAUAUCAACUUAAAUGAUGUAACCUCUCCAGGAUAAUAUAAUUAACCUAUGAAAAGGAGAAAAAAGAUCAAUAUUGAAUAUAAUCCCUAUUAUUUUCUCUAGCUUUCUCUUCCAGUUCCAAAGGAAUAUGGGAGGGAAGACAACAGCAAUUUUUGGCUGGAUGAGCAAAUAAAUCUCUCGAUUAGUUCAUUCUCGUAGGAAACAAAAUGUACUUAAUGAUGAGCAACACAAGCAUGAUUUCUGAAUAGAUACGUGCUUCAAAGUUUGUUUACAGUGCGAGGGAAAUGAGGCUGGCCCCUCCCCACUGUUUACAACUUCUGUAAUCCUCUCAUUUUGAAUGCUCUGUAAACUACAGCUAUUUUUCUCAUUCUAAAGUGCAUAAUCAACCCCAUUUUUUUCUGCUCAUUCUGGAUGGUGAGCAAGUAUUCCUAGUUCCUCCCGAGCUACGUGGCUUGCAGAGCCAUCCGUUAUCUCUUGUUGUUUUCAAUGGGAUGUACACACCUAUCUGGCAUCCUUUUAUUUUCAAUGAUAUUUACAAACUAAUUUAUAUUCAAUAUGCCAUCUCAUCAUGGAUUAUCUUUGUAACCAUCUUUCAACUGUUUCCUCUUAAGAUAUUUACUAUAAGUGAAAAGUUUUUGAUUAGUCCAGCAGAUUAUAACUAACUUGACAUUGUUUUGGGAUUUAGGCACUAAGUGUCCUAAUGUAAACUCCUUUAGGUUUGUUAUUUAUAUCUAGAAUUCUGAUACAUAUAAAUCUAUGAUUGAAUCAUAAGAAUCACAGUGCAAGAAUACAUACAGCUGAUUUUAGGGAAAUAACUUAAAAGCUUUCAAUAGAUCCCGCAAAGCAAAAAUAAAAAUGAGCAAAAAUUUACAAGCUACAUUAGUCUACCUAAAUACACUGAGAAAAUCUUGCUGAGAAUUUAUUUUAAUAUCAUCUCAGUAUGUCCAUCUUCACUGGAGUAUCAUAUACCUCUGUAUUAAACUUACAAAUUUGAA